AUGGGCGUGGACAGGGUUGGUAAAGAAGAAAUUAUAAAAGCCAAUACCGAUAAAAUCAUUACUGGGCGUGAUGAAAUUGACAGAAACCGUGACAGGACAGAUUGGGAUUGCCUGCUUAGGCACGGGGCAAAUCCUGAGUAUUUUUUUGACCUCGAAGUAUACAAAGCAGCUAACAGUGGUCGUCGAUGUGGCCAGUUACGCGUAUGGAGAUUGAGCCCUGAUGCGAUUUACACUAAAAGGGAAGAAGCGAAGCCACUGGGAUUUGCAGUCAACUGGAAAAAAAAGUAA
This is a messenger RNA of Thlaspi arvense, 288 nucleotides long. The record is from the annotation of a GenBank genome assembly. Lineage: Eukaryota; Viridiplantae; Streptophyta; Magnoliopsida; Brassicales; Brassicaceae.